CGCAGGCGCGGAAGCCGCAGGAGGCGCCGAGCGCAGUCCCGCCUUCCCGGCUUCCUCGACCUUCUCCCGGACCCUGGUCUCGGCCGCGGGCGACUCUUUACCCACCCCGAGGGGGCCGGUGCCAGGCGACCAUGGAGACAGCUGGGGGCGCCGGCCAGAGCUCGGCCUCGCAGAGCGCUCCCGCCGAGGGCCCAGCCCCGGCGCCCCGGGAAGAUCAGGGGCAGCUGCUUUACCACGAGGAAACCAUCGACCUCGGUGGCGACGAGCUCGGGUCUGAAGAGAAUGAGACCGUCUCGGAGGAGUCCAGUACCUUUGCGGACAGGCUCGCCGAGCACCUGAUGGAGAGCGUGCUCAUCUCGGACUCGCCCAACAGCAGCGAGGACGACGCCGGGGAGCCCACGGGGGGCGGCGCAGACCGCGGCCUGGCCCCGGGUGCCGGCGCGCUGAGCGACGACAGUGGGAGCGCCGGAGAGGACACGCCCGAAGGCGCCUCCCCCGGGCCCCCCGACGGCCGGGCGCCCUCGGGGGAGAAAGACCCAGAGCCAGAAGGGAGAGAGCCGCCCGCCUUGGAGCACGGCGGCGCGGGUGCCGAGGCCUCGGGCCCCGGGGAGGACGAGAGGGCGCCCCCGGGGGGCGCGGCGGCCGGCGAGGCCCCCCGGCAGCCCUCCCCCAGGGACGAGCCGGUGCCCGUGUGCACCAUCUUCAGCCGGCCGCCCGGCUCCCAGCGCGACGGCUUCCAGUCGCAGAUGGUGAAAUCGCCGAGCUUCGGCGGCGCCAGCGAGGCGGCGGCGGCGGCGCGGGCCCCGGCCCAGGGCGUCCAGCCCAGCCCCAGCCUGAGUAAGUUUUUUGGCGACGCCGCGGGCCCCAGCUCCCUGGCCUCGGACUUCUUCGAUUCGUUCACCACGUCCACCUUCAUCUCGGUCAGUAACCCCAACGCCGGCUCCCCGGUUUCGCUGGCGGCCACCCCGAUGGGUGAGACCGCCCCGGGCCCCGCCGAGCCCGCCCGCCGCCCGGAGCCCGCCGUCGCCACAGGCGGCCCGGAGAUCCCUCCGUCCCCAAAACCGUUCUCGCAGAUCCAGGCCGUGUUUGCCGGCAGCGAGGACCCCUUUGCCACCGCCCUGAGCAUGAGCGAGAUGGACCGGAGGAGCGACGCCUGGCUCCCCGGGGAGGCCACCCGGAGCGUGCUCGUCUCCGUGGCCACCCAGCAGUACAGCGCCGUCUUCGUGGACAAGGAGGACCUCACCAUGCCCGGCCUCAAGUUCGACAACAUCCAGGGAGAUGCCGUUAAAGACUUAAUGCUCCGCUUCCUGGGUGAGAAGGCUGCGGCAAAGAGGCAGGUCUUAAGUGCCAACUCGGUGGAACAGUCUUUUGUUGGAUUGAAACAGCUCAUUAGCUGCAAGAACUGGAGGGCGGCGGUGGACCUGUGCGGGCGGCUCCUCACCGCCCACGGCCAAGGCUACGGCAAGAGCGGGCUGCCAACCAGCCACACGGCGGACUCCCUGCAGCUUUGGUUCGUGAGGCUGGCGUUGCUGGUGAAGCUGGGCCUCUUCCAGAAUGCCGAAAUGGAGUUCGAGCCCUUCGGGAACCUGGACCAGCCAGACCUCUACUACGAGUACUACCCUCUCGUGUACCCGGGGCGCAGGGGCUCCAUGGUGCCCUUCUCCAUGCGGAUCCUGCACGCGGAGCUGCAGCAGUACCUGGGGAACCCGCAGGAGUCGCUGGACAGGCUGCACCGCGUGAAGGCCGUCUGCAGCAAGAUCCUGGCGAACCUGGAGCAGGGCCUCGCGGAGGACGGGGGCAUGAGCAGCAUGGCACAGGAGAACCGGCAAGCCUCCGUGCAGCUGUGGCGGUCCCGCCUGGGCCGGGUCACCUGCUCCAUGGCCAACUGCCUGCUGCUCAUGAAGGAUUACGUGCUGGCCGUGGACGCCUACCACUCGGUCAUCCAGUACCUACCGGAGCAGGAGCCCCAGGUGCUGAGCUGCAUCGGCCGGAUUUUCCUCCAGAUUGGAGACAUAAAAACAGCUGAAAAGUAUUUUCAAGACGUGGAGAAAGUAACACAGAAGUUGGAUGGACUACAGGGUAAAAUAAUGGUUUUAAUGAACAGAGCUUUCCUCCACCUCGGUCAGAACAACUUUGCAGAAGCCCACAGGUUCUUCACGGAAGUCCUAAGGAUCCAGCCAACAAACGCGGUGGCCAACAACAACGCGGCCGUGUGCCUGCUGUACCUGGGCAAGCUCAAGGACUCGCUGCGGCAGCUGGAGGCCAUGGUGCAGCAGGACCCGCGGCACUACCUGCACGAGAGCGUGCUCUUCAACCUGGCCACCAUGUACGAGCUGGAGUCCUCGCGGAGCCUGCAGAAGAAGCAGGCGCUGCUCGAGGCCGUGGCCAGCAAGGAGGGGGACUGCUUCAACACACAGUGCCUCAAGCUGGCCUAGGCCCCGCCACGGCCGCCAGUAAAGCCUCCCGCCCCCGUG
This is a messenger RNA of Phacochoerus africanus (Common warthog), 2474 nucleotides long. It is a transcript of the gene TRAPPC12, whose product is annotated as trafficking protein particle complex subunit 12. The transcript has 12 exons. The coding region runs from base 132 to 2435 and encodes 767 amino acids. Lineage: Eukaryota; Metazoa; Chordata; Mammalia; Artiodactyla; Suidae. The record is from RefSeq and is a predicted model, not a curated record. Gene Ontology annotation, molecular function: protein binding. Gene Ontology annotation, cellular component: TRAPP complex; Golgi apparatus.